Dreissena polymorpha is the source of this 1650-nucleotide messenger RNA. Its product is annotated as integrin beta-like protein A. Gene Ontology annotation, molecular function: Notch binding; calcium ion binding. Lineage: Eukaryota; Metazoa; Mollusca; Bivalvia; Myida; Dreissenidae. The transcript has 13 exons. The record is from RefSeq and is a predicted model, not a curated record. The coding region runs from base 22 to 1650 and encodes 542 amino acids. Gene Ontology annotation, biological process: Notch signaling pathway.
CAUCGGCUUACAAUAAGUCCAAUGGUUGAUAAGAAAAUGUUUGGAUUAGGUCGUGGUUUUGUUUAUUUUGGAAUUCUGGUGAUUUGUUCUGGGAACCAUUUUCGAGGGGGAACAAUAACAUGGAAGUCAACUGGACAUGGCUUCGAGGUCGAGUUCAGUUCAAAGCUUGGAUGGGCGGCUGGAACACAUUGUUCAAUAGCUACAGUCGGCUCUGGUAAGAAUGGAACGGAGGCUGCGUGGAAUUGUGAAAAAGGGUGUUCCGGAACGCCUCUUGUCAAUGUCAACCAGGGAAGUUUUCAGUGCACCGGUUUUAAUUUAGCACAAAAUUGGGAACGAACAGAGGGCGUAUUCAAAUACACAUUCCCUGGACCUGGGCCAUUUGAAAUUGCGUUUUCUGGCGGAGCUUGGAUAGUCGAAGUUGGUGCGGGGAGCUGGAAACUUCAGACGACAGUUGAUCUACGAGACCGUUCGGACACUUCUGCUCCUAAUCACAGUCCUAUAAUACCAUCCAAACCUGUUUAUUUCAUCAAAUACGGUUGCACUGGUGAUAUUGUUCUACCAACUAUUGACGCGGAUAACGACACCGUAACGUGUAGAUGGUCUGUUGGAAACGAAUGCUCGGACAUAUGCCAUGACAACGGACAUGCACAAAUUGCAACACUAAACGAGGAGACAUGUACUCUAAUAAUAAACGCAAACUUAAAGAUAAAUGGUACAUAUGCAGUGGCAAUAACGAUAGAGGAUAGACCAAAGGCAACGAUUACAAUUGGAGGAAGUUCCUAUCCUGCUGGAACUAUUAUAUCAUCUGUACCUCUUCAGUUUAUUCUAGUUACGCCGGAUAUGCCAUCAAGAAAUUGCGACGACAAACCCGAGUUCGUUGAACCGACUCCGUCUCAGACAGACCCUCUUGUGUUCCAGAUUGGAGAUGUGGUUUUUCUAAGUUUUUAUGCGACUUCGCGUUCUGCAAGAAUCACCGCCUUCACGCUGCUAGACCCGCCUUUAAAUGUGCAGCAGUCAGCUCUGAGAAAUGACGAUAGGUUCCGCCCGGGCGUGUUCGCUGUUGACCUUUCUUGGAUCCCCACUGGGGCCGAUAUAGGACAGAAAAAGAUAUGCGUUGAAGCAACGGAUGAAUACUUGUUGAGCCAUCAGCAUUGCGUAACAGUGACAAUCGCAACCGUUGACCCGUGUAUCAAUACGCUCUGUCAACACAACAGCACUUGCAUUAGACAUGGGUAUACAUAUUUAUUCAGAUGCGCAUGUGCACAUGGGUAUACAGGAAGUCGUUGUGAAACAGAUAUUGACGAAUGUACCAGCGCUCCAUGUCAGAACAACGCCACAUGUUUUGAUUUGAUCAACGAAUACUUCUGUGGUUGUCACGUGGGAUACAGCGGAGUUAAUUGCCAGACAGAAAUAGACGAAUGCUUACUGCGCCCAUGCCAUAAUGGAGGAACGUGCAAAGAUCACAUUGGCUGGGCGAAAUGCACUUGCAAACCGGGAUUUACUGGCGAGGUGUGCCAAACAGGAUAUGACAUUUGCGAGUCCAUGCCGUGUCAAAACGGGGCACUUGUUCCUACCAUGUGUCUUUCGGCUACACAUGCCAAUGUGGGGAUAGCUGGCUUGGAAGGAAUUGCGAGCACCGAUUUGAAAUGA